Dimorphilus gyrociliatus is the source of this 1028-nucleotide messenger RNA. Lineage: Eukaryota; Metazoa; Annelida; Polychaeta; Dinophilidae. The record is from the annotation of a GenBank genome assembly.
AUAGUGUAGAUGGCAGCACCGAAAGGCACAGGUUCCGGUGGUCGUUUCAAAAAUUUAUUUUAGUUAAUUUUACUGCCUAAUGAACGAGAAAAAUGGACGAUAUCCAAUGUCCUCGGUGUAAAACAACUAAAUAUAGAAAUCCAUCUUUAAAACUUUUGGUUAACGUAUGCGGCCAUCCACUAUGUCAUACUUGUGUAGAAUUUCUUUUUACACGAGGAUCCGGACCGUGUCCGGAGUGCGGAAUCUCUCUAAGAAAGCAGAAGUUUCGUUUGCAGACCUUUGAAGAUUCCUAUAUAGAAAAGGAAGUUGACAUAAGAAAGAGGAUUCUAAAAGAUUUUAAUAAACGAGAGGAAGAUUUUCUUACGCUUGCUGAGUACAAUGACUAUUUAGAAGAAGUUGAGAAUAUUGUAUUCAAUCUAACCAAUGAAGUGGAUGUUGAGGAAACAAAUAGAAAAGUAGAAGAAUAUAGAAGGGCUAAUCAAGAAAUUAUCACACGAAACAGAUCGAAACUGAGCAAGGACGAAGAGUUCUUAUCCAGACUAAUAGAAGACGAAAAAAUGCAAAAAGAAAAUUGGAAUAAAUUUAUACAGCGUGAAGAGGCGGAAAAUGAGGAGCAAAAAAAGAAACGCAAGGAAGCGCUACUUGAAGAGCUGACCACAUCAACCUUAUCUGCAGAUAAAAUUAUUAACGCUCAUAAAAAAGAAGAGAAGGAAGUUAAGCGCCAAACUGAAUUUUCUACAGGAAUUAGUGUUGGUGCUCGAUUGAAUGUAAAAGCUGAAGUCAAAAUCGAAUACGAACAGUAUUCAUAUAUACCAAUCGAAAGAGAUAUGUGCGGACCAGAGGUUGGUGAAGAGGAAGAAUUAUUAGAUUUGGGUUAUGCAACAAGGGAAAGUCUGGAAAUGACAAAACCAUCGGAUAAAGCUGGCGGUUAUAGGCCAUUAUAUCACUUGCAACGUUCUUUGGAGGAUGCAUUCUGUGGUUUAUUCUUUCAUAGCAUCCAAGAUAGUGCAAUGGAUACGGGACUAUAA